UUAGCUAGAAAUAAAACAGUAUCUAUGCAGUAAUCGACGGUGUAGCAUUUAAUUUUGGAGUUAAAUAACGAAAUGUUUCAUGUUUUCAUUUGACGAAUAGUGUAUCUUGCUAUUGGUUUUGUAGGCUUGUUAGUGAUUACAAUCUGUGAUUUAAGUGACCUAUUGUAGAUAUAUUUUGAAUCGACUUAGAAAUGAUUCGGUCUUCUUUGAAAACCAGCUGAUUUCUAUAAGUAUCAUGUAGAAUGCUUUUUAUUAGGACUGAAUGAUAUAUGUAAUAUUAUCUGUAUUUAUAUGUAUAUGAUUGCUCAAAAUGGAUUGGUCUGCUGGAGAUUUAGUGUGGUUUGAUCCUGGCAUGGGUCACCCAAUACCUGGAGAAAUUCUUGAAGUACAUCGUGCAGCCCAAGUUAUCAUUGUUCAAGCUCUCAUCAAUGGAAAGCAUCAAACUUUCACUCUCAGUCCUAGCGAGGGUAAUUUUCGUCCACGCCAAGAUCUUGGAACAACCGGAGUAGAAGAUAUGACUCAGCUUGAGGAUCUCCAUGAAGCCUCUUUACUUUGGAAUCUGAAGUUACGUUAUGAUAACACCUUAAUAUAUACUUACGCUGGGAGUAUAUUGAUUUCAGUUAACCCAUAUAAAAUGUUUGCUGAUGCGUAUGGUAUAGAAAUCGCCAAAAUGUAUUCUGGAAAGUCACUUGGCACACUUCCCCCGCAUCUAUUUGCAAUUAGUUCUGCUGCUCACGCUGCUCUACCAUCACCACAAGUGGUUGUUAUUUCCGGUGAAUCGGGAUCAGGUAAAACAGAAUCAACCAAACUGGUUAUGCAAUAUUUGGCUGCAGUAGUUCCAGGGGGAGGAUCAGCAUCUGCCGUUAUAACAGAACAAAUAUUAGAGGCUGCACCACUGUUAGAAGCAUUUGGUAAUGCUAAAACUACGAGAAAUGACAAUAGUUCAAGAUUUGGAAAGUAUUUAGAGAUUUUUUUCAAAUCAGGAGCAAUCAUAGGAGCAAAAAUAACACAAUAUUUAUUAGAAAAAUCUAGAAUCGUUACUCAAGCCCCCGGAGAACGAAAUUAUCAUGUGUUUUACGAACUACUCGGAGGUCUUUCGGAAACUGAUCGUACGAAAUAUGGUCUGUUAGAUGUAGACAAGUACUUUUACUUAAACCAAGGAGGAUCAGAUUGUUCUCCGGGACGUGUUGACUGGGCAUCACUUCAGAGCGCAAUGCAAGUACUAGGUGUAUCCGAAAACGAACGAGAAGGAAUUGUGAACGUGCUCGCCUCCGUUUUGCAUCUUGGAAAUAUUUAUUUUCACCGAAGACAAUUAAGACAUGGUCAAGAGGGUGUAGAAAUCGGAUCUGAUGCAGAAAUUAAAUGGGCCGCACAUUUACUCCAAAUUCCUUCAGAAGGCAUUCACCGAUCGCUUACCUCACGGAUAACUGAAACGAGAUCAGAACGAUUGUAUACACCUCUCAGUAUAGAUCAAGCUUUAGAUGCAAGAGAUGCUCUAGCUAAAGCUUUAUACUCUGGACUCUUUAAUUGGUUAGUUCUUCGAAUCAAUUCAAUUGUUCAUAAGGGAGGCACAUACGAUGCACAUCGUAUUUCAAUACUUGACAUUUUUGGUUUCGAAAACCUUGUCGAAAACUCCUUCGAGCAGUUGUGCAUCAAUUAUGCAAAUGAAAGUCUUCAGCUGUAUUUCAACAAGCAUGUUUUCAAAUUGGAACAAGCAGAAUAUAUUAAAGAACGUUUAGAAUGGAAACCACUAGAGUGGGAAGAUAACCUUCCAGUUAUCCAUCUUCUAGCAAAAAAACCAGUGGGAAUAUUUCAUUUAUUAGACGAUGAAUCUAAUUUUCCACGCGCUAAUGACCUGAGUUUUCUUGAAAAGUGUCACUAUAAUCAUGCAUUGAAUGAACUUUAUUCUAGGCCACGUAUUGGUGCACAGGAAUUCGGAGUAACGCAUUAUGCUGGACAAGUUUGGUAUUGCGUUGAUGGUUUUCUAGAAAAAAAUCGCGAUGCAUUAAAAAUGGAUGUCAUUGAAUUGCUAAGCUCUAGCACCGAACCACUUGUUGGUGAAAUGACUAAACAGUUGAGAGCACAGCGAGACAUAGGUAAAACUUUGCCCAGAGGAAUAAACGGCAGAUUUGUUACUAUGAAACCUAGAACACCUACCGUUGCGGCGAGAUUUUCUGAUUCUUUACAGCAACUACUGCAAUCAAUGGCCAAAUGCAAUCCGUGGUUUGUUAGAUGUGUUAAACCUAACAAUGACAAGCAAGCAUUACGAAUGGACAUGCCAUGUGUUUUACAGCAAUUGAGAUAUUUGGGAAUGCUUGAUACUAUUAAAAUACGACAAUGUGGUUAUCCAGUUCGACUGAGAUUCCAACAUUUUGUUGAACGAUAUAAACAUAUGCUAAAGAUGCCAUUACCACGAGGAACACCAUACCGUGAGCUGAGUCGUUUUGUAUUAGAUUUAUUGGCCGGAACAAAUAAUGAGGGACCAGAUUUUCAACUUGGAGCUACGAGAGUAUUUUUAAGAGAGGCUUUACAUCGUACAUUGGAAGGAAGUAGAUCUGAUCGACUACGUGUAGCAGCAAUAACUAUUCAAAAACAUGUCCGGGGAAUGCUUGCGCGAAAGCGCAUUCAACGUCGUAAACGAGGAGCAGUUGCGAUUCAAAAAUUAUGGCGCGGAUACCGAGAACGAAAAAAAUUUCUUUCCUUAAAAAAAGGUGUUGUCAAAGCACAGGCAUUGUACCGAGGACAUGCCCAAAGAAUCCGUUAUGCGAAACUAAGAAUAGAACUGACACGACGCCGAGAUAUAGAACGGAUUAAUAAAGAACGUGUUGCACAGAACCUUGCAAAAGAGCAAGUAGAACGAAAUUCUUCAGCAUACCUGGAUAUUCCGGCCGAACUCGUGUUCAUAUUUUCCAAAUCUGAGUACUGGUCUGGCCAACAUAAUGAUCGCCAUUUAGUUAAAGUAGUGGGAACUGUUCCGGGCCCUCCAACUGCGUCCGAUUUACCACAUGAUUUGGAACUUUUUGCAUUUGGAAAAUUCAGUUCUGUAUACUGCAACGGAAUGAAAUUAUCUCCAAGGCGCGAUGCAAUAUCUACACCCUUUUUAUCUAGAGCGGCUGCUCGUGAUCAAGACUUUAAGGAUUCAAUAGCAAUAUUCAAACUAAUUUUACGAUGGACGUCUGAUUUCACAAUGAAUCAAAAUAAAGAAAAAAUAAUGGCAGACUAUAUCAUACAUAAAGGACUAUCCUCUAGAGGUCUUCGAGAUGAAAUACUCGUUCAAAUUUGCAAUCAGGUUUACAGAGCUGAUGAAGCAUCGUCAUACAAAUUAUGGCUGUUGAUGUCACACUGUUUGUCCGCUUUUCAACCUGGCUUGGCGUUCAGUAAAUAUCUUAUUAAAUUCAUAGUGGAUAAUGCUCCGCAAAACACAAAAGAGCAGUUAUUGAAAAAACUUCUGAGAAAUGAUACUAGCGUUCAAGCGAAUCCAUGCCGUCUUUUUCCUCCUUCUUGGUUAGAAUGGAGAUCAGCCUCAAGACUUGCUGACACUGCUUUAGGACUUAUUUUACCGGAUGGCACCAUGCAAACAGUUGCAGUAGAUUCUUGGACGACAUGCGAAGAGGCGGCUGCUUUAUCAAUUUCAUCACUAGGAAUUCCAAACCUUGGAUGGACUGUAGUAAUUGAUGAUAGAGGAUUGGUAACAGAUUCAUGCGGUCUUGAUUUUGUUUUUGAUUUAGUAUCGGAAAAAGAACUUUGUCCUGCCUUUCCAGCAGCUCGUAGUGAUCUUCUUAGAUGCGGGGAUAGAAAUACUCAAAGUUCAAUGGAAUCGGAAAUCAUUCCCAAACGCCCCCAAGUUCCUCCACCGGAACCUCCGCAUGUAAAACGCAUGUCUGAAAUACAAAUCCAAUCGUCAUUAAGAGGAUCGCCAUUAGGUGAAGAUCAUGAAGACGGAAAUGAAAUAAGACCACAGUAUACAGUUCAUAUGGAGUCUGUAGUGAGGAAAACGUCGCAUGAUGCCCGUAAAAAUAUUUUAACUGAGCGAUAUUUCGAAUCAGAAAAAUCUAAAUCGAGAUCGCUAGACGAUCUUUUGGUGACAGAUACGAACGAGAUUAGUACAAUGAACGAAUCAGAACCUGUAUUGGCAGAAGUAGAUCGGAGGCAAAAUGAUCAAUUCCAUUCAGCUAAUGAUAUCACCCCUCUGAAAGAAGCACAGCCUAGAUAUGUUAAAUCUCAAUUUGCUGGCAAACGAUCUGCUGGUUCUCAUUCAAGUAAAUAUAUUGAACGGUCGGAGAUAAGUAUACGAUCCUCUGCUAUGUCCGAUACGAGCGAGGCACCUUCUUUAGCAAGCCAUGUCAGAAGAGUGCGUGUUCCUUCACAGGCAUCUGAUGUUGAUCAGUUUCUGGAUGACUUGUUCAGUCCUGUUCUAGACGGGUCAUUAGAUGAAUUAUCCGAUGCUAGAUCACUUGCCGCUAGCAUAAAAGGCAUUGACAAUAUCAAUGAAGUUCAAAAUAAGAGCAACAUUGAAAUUCAAUACUAUCUAGAUGAUGUAUUGAAUCAAAUACAAAUAUGCGAGUGUAUAUCGCACCUGCGGAAUGAAAAGCAAAUUGCACGUAAAAUUAAGGGAGGUGGCACCGCUCAUCAAACAAAAAGUAAUGGUUCGAAUGGAUUUUCUCCUAAGUCAAACAGCUAUACUGCAUCUCAAAUCACUCCGAUUGCUCCAAUUAAUCCGAAUUCUAUUAUGAUGAUGACAUCAACUAAUUCAGACACUAAUAUGCCAGUAUUCAAUGUACCUGCAGGAAUUGAUUGCAAUGCAUAUCAACAACAGGUACAGCGGGCUUUCUUGCAAUCCGCAAUGGCUCAAAAUAUACAAAUCCAGCAACAAUUGAUAGCUCAAAACCAAGCAUUGCAGACACUUUUGACUCAACAGAAUGCUCCAACAUCUCCUGUCGCUCAAAACUUAUCCCCAAAACUAAUUGUGGCAGUAUCUCCACCAACAUCUCUUCCAUUAAAUCGUAAGACUAGCAUAAAAAAUAAAUCUGAUACAACAGCUUCAAUUUCUGAUUUACUAAGAAAUAGAAAGGAUUCAUCGUCAGCUAACUUAAUACCUCCUCCCCCCCCACCACCGCUACCACCACCAUUGGAAAUGAAAGAUCCACUUGAAGUUCGUCCAUUUCUCGAUCCUUAUGGACGUGCUAAAACUGUGAGAAUUGGAAAAUGGAGGUGGCCUCCACCACAGGAUACGGUUAGUGGAGAUGGAGAAGAAAACUUUAUACAGUUCAAAAUGAGACAAACCAAUCGUAAAACUACACCACAAUCACAAAUUAGUAGCAGUCUAGAUACUCCCAUUGGAUCACCCAAUGGGAUUGAGUGGGACGAAUUUGAAAUAGAUCAACAAAUUAAAAACAAUAUAAGCAAUGCGCAUCAAACAAGUGAUCAAAAUCAACAGAACCAAAACAAUCGCAUCACGACACGUAGUUUUGAUGUUGGGGUAGAUAGACCAUUACCUAAUAGUGUCGGAAAGCUAAAGCUUAGUAAUGAAAUGAGACAGCGUCUUGAACAAGUGACAGCUGGUCAUUCAGUGCGUUCUAGUAGCACUCGCUCCGAUAGAACUGAACCGGUACCAGCUAAACUAGAAGAUACUCGGAGAAUGAUUUUAGAGCAACAGCUUGGAGGUAUGAGUGCAUUGCAAUGUACUCCUCUUACCAAAUCUGACGCACCGUCUGUAAAAACACAAAUACUAAGAAUGGAAGCUGGAAAAAGAGGAUCAUCCGUUUUAUGGCCAACGAUACUACCGCCUGCUCCUACGGGCCCGGCUCCUCCUCCACCAAUUCGUCCGCCAAAUACGAUGCCUCCAGUACCACCACCGCCAUUAAACCCCAGCUACUCGAAGCACUUACAACUUAAUCUUCAAGAAAUUCCUUCUUUUGUUCAACGACAAGAGCGGGACACUUUCGGAGCGAAAGAUCCGUUCAACGAUUCAUGGAGUCGUUCUGAAGCAGCUAAACUUGAGUUAGUAUACGAAACGAACUUCAAGAAAGAAAUAGCACUGCAAAGAGAGAGAUCUAGAUCCCGUUCUAGAUCAAGAGAUCGCGAGAAUUUUUCUGAAUCAGUUUGGGAUCGUACAGAAGUUGAAGGCCCACCAUCUACUAACAGCGAUCGUGAAAACAAAGAACGCGAAAAACGCGAUCGCAAUUAUGAAAUGUCACAGAUACAACGAGAAAAGGAAAGUAACAAAAUAUAUCAACCAUCCCAACCAAAAGAGCGAUCUACAUCAAUGACCAGUAAUCAUCAGUCUGUAGCGACCUUCAAAACUCAUAUGGUGCAAAAAAGUGUGCAAGAAAAGGAGCGCAAAUUAUCAACAACAACGCUGUCUACAGUUACUAACGACAUGCUAGAUGGAAAUGACAUGCCUGUACACGAUCCACCCGCCCCAAUCAUGCCUUCUCCAUCUCCACCAUCGUUAAAAAAUCCUGCUGCUGCCUGCCUCACUUACAAUAAAGUGGCAUGGAAACUCCGUGUUCGAAAAGAAGUUUUUCGUCCUAGUGAGUCUGUAACUGCACCUGCUGCAUUAGACUUAUUGUUUCAGCAAAUAACUGCCGAUGUGUUUAGUAUAAACCCUUGUAUUCGUAUAUCUCCACCAGAAAAACGCGCGGCUAUAAAUUUGUUAAAUAGUCACGGUGUGAACUCAUGCGAAAACACUACUGCGCAAGUUAGAGCAAUUGUAAAACGGCAUCUUCUAGACAUGGCACGUAGUUGGCCGCUAUAUUUUACUCGCAUUUUCAUAUUAAACGGUUCACCGUCUAUUUCUGGUGGUACUCUAUUAGCUGUUUCGCAUAUCUCCAUGUAUUUAGCAAGAAAAGAGCAGGAUUUUAUUUCCGUUCAAAAAAUUAUUCCAUUCACGGAUUUGCAGAGUGUUACGACUUUACCUAGACCGUCAACCUUUCAACUUGUAUUGAAAAAUGGAGCUCGUUUAGUUCUUCAUGCACCCAAGGCAACUGCUAUACAAGGCAUGAUACAAUCCUAUCUAAUGGAAUAUCGACAGAUACAAUCUAAAGGAUCGACCAUAUCAUCUGGAGUACGGGCUGCAGCUGAGAUCCUUAACGUUCCUUUGGAACGGCUCGAAAUGUGUAAUAAUAAUUCUAACGCUCCAAAUCAGUUGUUUCCUGUCGAAAGAUCCAGCUUAUCCCCUCAAAACAUUCCAGUCUCUAAGAACUCAGUUAAUUCUACUGGGAAUUUAUAUUCUCAAGGUAACCAAAACCUACAACACGAGGACCAUGCACCAUCCCAAACCUCACUCACGAAACAUUCAUUGCUUCAGUUUGCAAUGCAACAUUUCAGAAAUGACGACGACGAAUUUAAGUCAUGCAGCAAGAAUGACAAACGUUCAACUAUACGAAAUACACAUGCUGAUAUAGUGAAAUGGCAAGGCCAACCUUUGAAGCUCCCUCUACUCCGAUUGUCAUCUGAGCUGGCUCCAUUGGCACUAGAAUGUUUUGACUGCAUACUUCGUUACUGCGGAGACUUAGUUCCUGAUCCCGAACAAACAGAAGUCAAAUGUGUCUACACUGUUCUUAUGCACUGUCACAAACAUUUGACGUUGCGAGAUGAAGUAUACUGUCAGCUGAUCAAACAAACCACUGCCAACCGUUCUUCGUGUCCAGAAUCUGCACAACGAGCCUGGCGUCUUCUAAGUAUACUAGCGGCAUAUUUUGGAUGCUCAGAUGCCUUACGCCCAUACUUGAUUGAACACCUCACAUCUGCAGCAUCGGAUCGACGAAAACCAUGCCAUGGGACGGCAGCUGUAUGCCUUACAAAUUUACGGAAAACGGCGCGGUGUGGUGGUCGUAAAAAUGUUCCAAGCGUAGAAGAAGUAACAGCAGUAUCAGCCGGACGGUCUGCUAGGAGACAAAUUUAUCGGUUACCAGGUGGAGCAGAGCGAAUUGUUAACACACGAUGUUCAACAGUGGUUGAAGAUGUCAUAUCAGAAUUAUGCUCUCUGCUGGGAAUCGAAGUCCAUGCAGAACAACAAGAAUUCUCUUUAUAUUGCAUUGUUCAAGGUGAUGCGUUCACGAUGCCACUCGCAGCCGAUGAAUACAUACUUGAUGUAACAACUGAAUUGUUGAAGUCGGGUCAACCAUUUUAUCUUAUUUUUUGCCGCUCUGUGUGGCACUUUCCCUUGAAGCGAGAUCCAGCGCCUACGCCCUUAUACGUAGAAGUACUGUUCAAUCAAGUUGCGCCAGAUUACUUGGAAGGAUUACUGUUAGAAUUGCCCAGUGGAGGAGGGCCCACACCUGACUACGUUCGUGACAUGGCACGAAUCGCUGCAAUAUUACACAGAGCUGCAGAUUUGAAUCAUUUACCAGCAAUGAAAGAAAUUAAGUUUCUUCUACCUAAGCCUGCUUUAUCAUUGCGAGAACUACGCCCCGCCCAGUGGGUUGCAUUGGUUCAGUCAGCCUGGCCAUCGAUCGCUGGCCUAAGCCCGAUUCAAGUGAAAGCACAGUUUUUAAAUGUAUUAUCCUCAUGGCCACUAUUUGGUAGUAGCUUUUUCGCAGUUAAACGAGUAUGGUCCGAAGAAAGUCCUGCUGAAGAAAUUGGUCCUAUGUGGAGAGAACUCAUCCUUGCUUUGAACAGAAGAGGAGUAUUAUUUCUUGACCCUAAUACACACGAAACAAUGCAACAUUGGUCAUUUAAUGAAGUGAUUUCAACGCGGAAGGUUCGAUCGGAGGACGGCGCACUUUUCCUGGAUAUGAAAGUUGGAAAUCUUCUCCAACAACGUGUUAUCAGGGUUCAAACAGAACAAGCUCAUGAAAUUUCGCGACUUGUUAGACAAUAUAUUUCCAUGGCUCAGGCACAGCUUCGAGAUCGUAGAGAAUAGUUUCAUCAACUUAAAUACUGGAAAACAAAUUUUAAGCACAAGUUUAUCAUGUUAAGGAUAAAAAAUGCAUUCCAAUACCACGAACAAAAUGCCACAUUUCAAUUUCUUUAAUAAACAAUAUUUUUAAAUAUAA
Molecule: messenger RNA, 8999 nt
Organism: Malaya genurostris
Lineage: Eukaryota; Metazoa; Arthropoda; Insecta; Diptera; Culicidae
Gene: Myo10A
Product: unconventional myosin-XV
Exons: 12
Coding region: 311-8866 (2851 amino acids)
Biological process (GO): actin filament organization; vesicle transport along actin filament
Cellular component (GO): actin-based cell projection; cytoplasm; myosin complex
Molecular function (GO): microfilament motor activity; actin filament binding; ATP binding
Source: RefSeq, a predicted model, not a curated record